AUGGCCUGCGAGUGCUUUUCCGACAUUCUUCUUGUCAUCUUAUCCGUUCUUUUCCCGCCUUUACCCGUUUGGAUCCGUCGUGGCGUUUGCACCUCAGACUCCCUUAUCAAUAUUGCCCUCUGCAUUCUUGGCUACUUGCCUGGUUUGAUUCACUCAUGGUACAUUAUCGCCAAGUACCCACCUGGCUCGUAUAACGACGCCAGAGUGUACUAUGUGUACGAGAAUGGUCCAGAUUUGGAAGGCCAGAGACAUGGCCACCAGCACCACCACAGCCAUGGUCCAGGUAACCAGCAUAGCCAUACCCAUACUCAGCAGCCUGGUCCUAUUACUGGUCCUAACUAUGGUGCUACAAGCACUACGCCUCACCAGGCUCCUUCGGCUGGAAAGAAGGGCUCGAACCCUCCAGCUUACUCUGAGGUUCCUAGGUAG
Molecule: messenger RNA, 429 nt
Organism: Candidozyma haemuli
Lineage: Eukaryota; Fungi; Ascomycota; Pichiomycetes; Serinales; Metschnikowiaceae
Exons: 1
Coding region: 1-429 (142 amino acids)
Biological process (GO): endosome transport via multivesicular body sorting pathway
Cellular component (GO): fungal-type vacuole membrane; fungal-type vacuole lumen
Molecular function (GO): ubiquitin protein ligase binding
Source: RefSeq, a predicted model, not a curated record